Messenger RNA from Magallana angulata, 837 nucleotides. RefSeq names its product multiple epidermal growth factor-like domains protein 10. Lineage: Eukaryota; Metazoa; Mollusca; Bivalvia; Ostreida; Ostreidae. Bases 78 to 593 code for a protein of 171 amino acids. The record is from RefSeq and is a predicted model, not a curated record. Gene Ontology annotation, molecular function: scavenger receptor activity. The transcript has 5 exons.
ACAUGUUAUUACAUCAUAUCUACAUGUAAAUUAUGAAGAUAAAGAAAGAAUAAUCCAUUUUUUUUUUGCUACACACGAUGAUUCUGUUAUACUCAGUAUUGUUUUCUUUUUGCGUUGUUCCAGCAUAUUCUAGAUUAUGCUCAGGACAAGACAAAACAACAACGUGUUGUCUGGGAUAUGUUUGGAAUGAGACUCUUGGAAAAUGUUCAGCCUGCAAUGCUGGUUAUAUAGGAAAACACUGUAGUACAAAGUGUCCUGAAAUGUACUAUGGUCAAGGAUGUCUACUUAAAUGCGAUUGUACCCGAGAUCAAUGCAAUCAUAUAGCUGGAUGUUCAAAGUCUUCAUCAGAAGGCAUGAUGAGUGUACCUAUUUCACCAUCGAAAACGAUUCGAGUUUUAACCAUCAACUCGUCAACAUCUAAAGUAAUUGAUAAUACAUCCAACGCUGUUUCCACAGAAAACAAAUCAAAACAACUUGGUAAUUCCUCAUCACUACUUGCCAUGUAUUAUGCUAUUGUUAGUCUUGUGUUUGUUGCAGCUUUUCUUCUCGCAUUGUACAUAGUUUUGUUUUUAUAUUCUAAAUGUAAAGAUUAAACGUACAUAUGAUUACAUGUGUACAUUGAUUAUUUUUACAUGAAAAUUAAAAUUAUAAUUGUAAUCAACUUUUGGUGGAAAACGAGAUACUUCAUUUUGUAAGUUUUAGACAUAAGUAUAUUACAUUUUUUUAUAUAUAAUUAACAUGUUACACGUUACAUACUUACAUGUACUCAAAAAGUAAUCAUGAUGCAAAAAAGGGAAAAUCUUCCCUUUUAUGUGAAUUCUGCAUGGUUUUAAAAAU